CUCUUAUGGGUCUCUGUUAAACUGAGCCAAAAUGAGUGCACAGCUCUCAGCACAAGAAAUUAGGAUUGUCCUUAUAGGUAAAACAGGCGUUGGGAAAAGUGCUACUGGUAACACCAUCCUUGGAAGAGAUCAUUUUCACAAAGCAGCAAGCUCUAAGUCUGUGACGAAGCAAUGCAGUUUGGCCACCACUGUUUUUGAUGGGUUAACGAUCACAGUUGUGGACACUCCAGGCUGGUGUGACACAGAGCUCUCCGAGGCUGAGCUCACAGAGGCCACGGUGAAAUGCAUCGACAUGUCGUACCCUGGUCCUCAUGUCUUUCUUUUCAUCCUGGCGAUUGGCAAUCGCUUCACAAACGAAGAGAAGCAAACAGUCCAGCAGCUACAGGAGAUCUUUGGGGAAGGAGCUACAAGAUACACAUUGAUUUUGUUCACAAAGGGGGAUGCCCUGGAGGACACAACCUUUGAGGACUAUCUGAGAGAGGCUACAGCAGAUCUCAAAGCCUUAAUUGACAAAUGUGGAGGCAGAUGCCAUGUUUUCAACAAUAAAGAUAGAAGCUAUUUACAAGUGUCCAAACUCCUUAAAAAGAUACAAAACAUGGUUCAGGACAAUGGCGGUGGAUGCUACACCAACUCAACGUACCAGCUACUGGAGCAAUAUAAGAGAAGAGAGACUGAGCUACAACGGAAAGCUGAAGCUGCUAGUAGAGAGAUGAGAGCCAGAGAGGCUGAGUUUCAAAGAUUGAUUAAUCUCAUGCAACAGGAGCAGCAGCGCCUAAGCCUAAGAGAAACACAGCUGCAUGAACAAAUGACAAAAAACAACCUCAUUAUGGUUACUAUGCUGGAGCACAUGCAAAUUGAAAGACAUGAGUGGAGACAAGAGGAAGAAAGGACACAGAAAGCAUUGCAUGCCCAGGCUGCAGAACAUCAAAAGUUGAUGGAGCUAGAGAGGCAAAAACAGAGAGAAGAGCAGUUAAAACAUCAACAAUACAUGGAGAAGGAGAAGUUAAAGAGAAAAAAUGAAGCGUCUCAUCAUAGUCAGAGAAUGGAGACGGAGAGGCAGAGGUUUGAAAGAGAGAAGCAAGAAAUAUCAAAAACAAUUCUUCAGCUGGAACAACAGAAACAGAGGAGAGAGGCUGAAACGCAAGAAUGGUUACGGGAAAACAUUAGAAAAAAGAAAAACUGUAUUAUUUCAUAA
Molecule: messenger RNA, 1195 nt
Organism: Carassius auratus (goldfish)
Lineage: Eukaryota; Metazoa; Chordata; Actinopteri; Cypriniformes; Cyprinidae
Product: GTPase IMAP family member 4-like
Exons: 2
Coding region: 32-1195 (387 amino acids)
Molecular function (GO): GTP binding
Source: RefSeq, a predicted model, not a curated record